AUGGGGCAAACCCUUGGCCAUAUGGAGUCUGAUGCUAGAUCCGUAAGACGAGUUCUUCAGAAUAUCGACUCCAACCCCUCAACGUCGAAACGUAAAAUUCAAAAAGCAGCCAGUGAUGAGAUCGGUGGUCUCUUUGAUGUGAUCUGUUCAAGCCAUGACUUCAGUUAUCUGGCCAACACACAAGUAUUCUGUGAAGCCGGAAAUGACGACGUGACCUGUUUCGCAUUCCUUCACACGUUGAUCCAAUAG
This is a messenger RNA of Cooperia oncophora, 249 nucleotides long. Lineage: Eukaryota; Metazoa; Nematoda; Chromadorea; Rhabditida; Trichostrongylidae. The record is from the annotation of a GenBank genome assembly.